AAAAUGUGUUUCUAAAAGAAAUUGGGUUUGAGGAAAGCAGUCGCAUACCAAUCCCCAAUUCACACUUCAAACGGACAUACUCGUAGAUCAGUUCGAUGGCGUGGAAAGCAGCAUAUUUUGUGUUGUUAAGCACAUUAUGCGUCGCGACAUUGGCUCGUCCCACACAGCUGGAUGAUAUUUUUGAAGGAUAUUUAAAAAAUGUGAAUCUCUAUAAUCCUGAAAAGCAAUCGCCGGUACUCAAACGCCGCAUCUACGAGGAUAAUCAAGACGCAGGUCUAAAGAAGGUGUCACUACAAUCGCUAAUUGGUGAUUUAGAGCAGAAUUUCUUCAGAUCAGCCUCUAAUGCCGGCAGCUCUGUACUUCAAACCACAGAAACACCCGACGUCUCUACUAACCCCAACGACAGUCAUCCAGUACUCAAACGAAAAACGGAAAAUGAUGAUAUUAAGAAAACUAAUGUGCAAUACAAAAAAGAGAGCGUUGAGGAAACGACAAGUGCUGAUUCGGUGGAAACAACAACAGAGAAGUUUUCGAGUGAGGAAACUGGCACCAGCCGUCUACAAGUCGAGCACAUUUCUGUGCAACCGCACUUCGGCGAUCUACCCAUUAUACCCACGUUCCAGGUUCAUCACACAAAAGUUAUAUCGGCUACUUUCAAGGAUACAAGUCCCGGCCCAACCCAAAUAACUAUAACAAAGACAAAUAUUCACAAAGCGCCUGUAAGUCACAAUGAGCAGGGAGAUGUAGUCAAAGAAGAAGCAACUACAGUGGAGCCCAAAGAUCACACGGAGAAAGCUAUUGUUUCCAAUGAACCUGAAUCUGCACCAACUGAGCCCAUCUUGCCAAACAAAACGAAGAAAACUGUGUCGGAAUUAAAGGAGACUGAAGCAGAACUUAAGGAAAAAGUCGCGGAAAUUGAAGCAGAGCCAAUUAUACUAUCCGCAAGAGUUUAAAUUUGUGCACUUGAAGUAAAAGAAAAAUUUUAUAUACCAUCAUAUAAGUAUGUAUAUACAUAUAAAUAUCUAUAUAGAUACUAAUAUAUUGACGUGUAUGAAUUAUUGAAUUAUAUACAGUGAAUAUGA
This is a messenger RNA of Ceratitis capitata (Mediterranean fruit fly), 1082 nucleotides long. RefSeq lists its product as uncharacterized. The transcript has 2 exons. Lineage: Eukaryota; Metazoa; Arthropoda; Insecta; Diptera; Tephritidae. The record is from RefSeq and is a predicted model, not a curated record. The coding region runs from base 96 to 953 and encodes 285 amino acids.